Molecule: messenger RNA, 5236 nt
Organism: Engraulis encrasicolus (European anchovy)
Lineage: Eukaryota; Metazoa; Chordata; Actinopteri; Clupeiformes; Engraulidae
Gene: slc8a1b
Product: solute carrier family 8 member 1b
Exons: 7
Coding region: 461-3346 (961 amino acids)
Biological process (GO): sodium ion transmembrane transport; calcium ion import across plasma membrane; cell communication
Cellular component (GO): axon; postsynapse; sarcolemma
Molecular function (GO): calcium:sodium antiporter activity
Source: RefSeq, a predicted model, not a curated record
GGCACACACACUGUCGCUCUCCCCUGCACACACACACAUACACACACACGCACACACAUGCGCGGCACGCACACAAAUCCACACACUGAGCCUGAGACGGAGAGAGAGGACUAGAGAGCGAGAAGGGGAAAAGAAUGAGGAAGAACUCGCACGCACCUUUUCGUCCUCCCAAACACAGAUUUGCUGAUAAAGCAUCAGUUAUCUGAUCUUCGUUUACAACCGGUGGUGGAAAAUAUACGGAGUGUAUGGGAAUCUGGGAGUGAUUCCUCGUACUCGGAAGGGUAUCUCUAUCUCUCCUUCAUCUCGUAUAAAAACGCUAAGCGAAUGCGAGCUGCUACUCUGCCGCUGUCUGUACGCAUUCGCGCGCCUUCCUUCUCGCCACUAAACUGCUGAGUUUCUCCGGGAUUCUACGCGAACCCCAACCCCGAGGUUUUGAACAUACACUGUAGGUCUUAGAAACAUGAAGUGCUUUGAGGUUUCUCCCUUUACGUCUCUGGGCUUGAGGUGUGUGGUCCUUGCCGCUGUCUUGUGCUGUACGAUGCAGUACGUCACAGCAGAGAGUGAAGUCCACAGCACCUCAGGACACCCGGUCAAGUCAAAAAACAACACCUGUGGCGAAAUCGUGGUGUGCAACAAGGGCGUCGUGCUGCCCGUCUGGCUUCCCCGAAACCCCUCGUUUGGCGACAAAGUGGCAAGGGCCACCGUUUACUUUGUGGCGCUGGUCUACAUGUUCCUGGGCGUCUCCAUCAUUGCGGACCGCUUCAUGGCCUCCAUCGAGGUCAUCACGUCCCAAGAGAGGGAGAUCACCAUCAAGAAACCCAACGGCGAGACCACCACCACCACCGUGAGGAUCUGGAAUGAGACCGUGUCCAACCUGACCCUAAUGGCCCUGGGUUCCUCCGCCCCGGAGAUCCUGCUGUCCGUCAUCGAGGUGUGCGGCCACGGCUUCGACGCCGGCGAGCUUGGCCCCUCCACCAUCGUGGGCAGCGCGGCCUUCAACAUGUUCGUCAUCAUCGGCAUCUGCGUGUACGUGGUGCCGGACGGCGAGGUGCGCAAGGUCAAGCACCUGCGCGUCUUCUUCGUCACGGCCUCCUGGAGCAUCUUCGCCUACCUGUGGCUCUAUCUGAUCCUGGACGUCAUCUCGCCCGGCGUGGUGCAGGUGUGGGAGGGCCUGCUCACCCUCUUCUUCUUCCCCAUCUGCGUGCUGUUCGCCUGGAUCGCCGACCGACGCCUGCUCUUCUACAAGUACGUCUACAAGCGCUACCGCACCGGCAAGCACCGCGGCAUGAUCAUCGAGACCGAGGGCGACCGCCCGCUUCCCUCCAAGGUGGACAUCGAGAUGGACGGCAAGAUGCUCAACUCCUCCCACGCCAACGUGGACUUCCUGGACGGCACGCUGGCGGCCCUGGACCUGGAGGGAAAGGACCUGGACGAGGAGGAGGCGCGCCGGGAAAUGGCAAAGAUCCUCAAGGAGCUCAAGCAGAAGCACCCGGACAAGGAGAUGGAGCAGCUGAUCGAGCUAGCCAACUACCAGGUGCUGAGCCAGCAGCAGAAGAGCCGGGCUUUCUACCGGUGCCAGGCCACGCGGCUGAUGACGGGCGCCGGCAACAUCCUGAAGAAGCACGCGGCCGACCAGGCGCGCAAGGCCGUCAGCAUGCAGGAGGUGCGCAGCGACGCCGACGUCAACGACCCCAUCUCCAAGAUCUACUUCGACCCAGGCUCCUACCAGUGCCUGGAGAACUGCGGCACGGUGGCCGUGACGGUGGUGCGCCGCGGCGGCGACCUGGGCCAGACGGUGGCCGUGGACUUCCGCACCGAGGACGGCACCGCCAACGCCGGCUCCGACUACGAGUUCACCGAGGGCACGGUGGUGUUCAAGCCAACCGAAACGCAAAAGGAGAUCCGCGUGGGCAUCAUCGACGACGACAUCUUCGAGGAGGACGAGAACUUCCUCAUUCACCUGAGCAACGUGCGCGUCAUGCCCGAGGGCAGCGAGCCCGGCGCCGAGCCGACCGACGAGUGCACCCUGCCAGCCUUGGCCGCGUCCGCCGCCGCCGCCGCCAACCACCACUCCGAGGUCAUGGCCUGCGUCGGGGCGCCCUCCACGGCCACCGUCACCAUCUUUGACGACGACCACGCCGGCAUCUUUACGUUUGAGGAGCCCGUAACGCACGUGAGCGAGAGCGUGGGCAUUAUGGAGGUGAAGGUCCUGCGCACGUCUGGCGCCCGCGGCGUGGUCACGCUGCCAUACAAGACCCUCGAGGGCUCCGCGCGCGGCGGCGGAGAGGACUUCGAGGACAGCCACGGCAUCCUGGAGUUCCAGAACGACGAGAUCUUGAAGGUGCUAAAUGUGCGGGUGCUUGACCGAGAGGAGUAUAAUAAACAGUGCAGCUUCUACAUAGAGCUGCAGACACCACAGUGGAGGAGGAGAGGAUGGACAGCAGAGGAGACUGUGGAGACGGUGGAGCCGGGGGAGGCGGAGCCUCUGACGGGGGAGGAGGAGGAGGAGCGGCGUAUCGCAGAGAUGGGGCGGCCCAUGCUGGGGGACCACGUCAAGCUGGAGGUCAUCAUCGAGGAGUCCUAUGAGUUCAAGAAUACAGUGGACAAAUUGAUAAAGAAAACAAACCUGGCUCUGCUGGUGGGCACCAACAGCUGGAGAGACCAGUUCAUCGAAGCUAUCACAGUCAGCGCCGGCGAGGACGACGAUGAGGAGGAGUGCGGCGAGGAGAAGCUGCCCUCCUGCUUCGACUACGUCAUGCACUUCCUGACGGUCUUCUGGAAGGUUCUGUUUGCGUUCGUGCCGCCGACAGACUACUGGAACGGCUGGGCCUGCUUCGUGGUGUCCAUCUGCAUGAUCGGCCUGCUGACGGCGCUCAUCGGGGACCUGGCCUCGCACUUCGGAUGCACCGUCGGACUCAAGGACUCCGUCACCGCCGUGGUGUUCGUGGCGCUCGGGACGUCCGUGCCAGACACCUUCGCCAGCAAAGUGGCCGCCAUCCAGGACCAGUACGCGGACGCCUCCAUCGGCAACGUGACGGGCAGCAACGCGGUCAACGUGUUCCUGGGCAUCGGCGUGGCGUGGUCCAUCGCCGCCAUCUACCACUACUCCAAGGGCGAGGAGUUCCACGUGGACCCGGGCAACCUGGCCUUCUCCGUCACGCUCUUCACCAUCUUCGCCUUCAUCUGCGUCUUCGUGCUCAUGUACCGGCGCCGGCCCGACAUCGGCGGCGAGCUGGGCGGCCCGCGGACUGCCAAGGUGGUCACCACCUGCCUCUUCGUCAGCCUGUGGCUCCUCUACAUCCUCUUCAGCUCCCUGGAGGCCUAUUGUCACAUCGCUGGCUUCUAGAUCUAGAAUCCUGCACAUCGCAUCGCCGCCAUGGCAACGGCAGCGCAGCGGCGUGGCAACGGAAUGGAAUGGAGCGCCACGCCACCACCAACCGCCAUCACUACACACACACAUACACAUACAUACACGCGUGCGCGACGACAACAACAACAGCUGCAACACACAUGCGCCCACAUACAGUAUAACACGUACUCACACACACACACACACACACACACACACACACACACGUGCUGACACAAGGUACACGCAUACAUACAGAUGCAUAUGCGUACAUACAUACAAAGUACAAUACAUACAUACGUACAUACAUAGAUACAUACAGUACAUACACAAAUGAUGUGUACACCCAUUUGCACGCCACACACACAAAAACCCACAACACAUACGUAUCUGCAUACCUACAUGACACUAACGCAAAUGUACAUCCACAUGCAUAUACGUAUAUGAAAUGAAGGGACUGAUUAAAAUUGUACAUACAUUCAAAUACACACACAGACACAUGACAUGCAUCCAUUAAAAACAAAUGAAGAAGUCUACAAAUGUACACACAGAUCCCCACACCUGCUAGAUACAUACAUUAGCACAGCUGACACAGGACUGAUGUACAUAUACAUGCACACACACACACAGACAGACAGACAUGCACGCAACUUAAGAAGAACAGACAACACUAUGACAACAAAAAAGCGGACUUAUCGAAGGAGAUGAUGGAAGCAACAGCGGCAAUUUCUCUCUUUUUUUUGUCAUUGUCAUCCCUGUCCUUUGUUUUGACAUUUCUGAUCUGAUCAUGACCCCCCUCAUCACACAUCUUUCUCUUUUUUACCUGUACCCCCGCCCCCUUUACCGUCCCCAACCCAACCCUCCUCCCAAAAUGUUCUCCCCAUCUGUGUAUGGGUCAGACUCUGACUGAUUUUGCGGGGGGGAUGAUGGUUUGUGUGGAUGAAAUCUUGUUGUGACUGACAGACUGCUUGCACGUUCGAUUUCAUCCCCAAAAAAAAAUCAACCCUUUAUUACGAAAUUGAUCUGAAUAUACUGACCAAACUGCUAGAAAAAAAAGAAAAACAAACAAAAAAAAGAGGAGGAAAAGAAACAUCCUCCCCACGUUUUGAGAUCAGAGGAUGGUGACUUGGUGGGAUGGGAGGUUGACUUUUGUGAUCCUGCAGCUUGGGAUAGGGUUGUAAUGGCAUAGUCUACAGUGUCUCACUACCUUUGACCAGACUGUAAUUUUUGACGUCUGAGGUAUGCCUUUGGAGUCAAAAUGUGACUUAAUCCUCAAAGGCGCCCCCUUGUGGCAGCAUAACGUCAUUGAGGUUAGGUUUAGGGAUAGGUUUAGGUUAAGGCCACAUUGUCAACAUUGUGACGUAGAAGUUAUAUCCAAGAUGUCCAAAAUUGGAGUCUGGUCAAAGGUAGUCAGAAAUUGACUACUCGGGGUGAGACUGUGUGGGAUAGGGUUGUAUUGGUAUGGUAUAGUAGGUAAUGUAAUGUAAAGUUAUGGAGUCCAAGAAUCAGAACUCAACAUGGAUGAGGAGAUGAGAUUUGUUUUUGUUUUAAACACAGAGCUCUUGGUGUGCGUGUGCGUGUGCGUGUGUGCGUGUGUGCGCGUGCGCGCGUGCAUGCAUGCAUGUGUGAGUCUGUGUUGAUCUGCUGAUUGUAAAAACAGCUGAACGAUGUUGUUCAGGGUUUUGCCCUGACACUGGCUGGGAGCAGACUAGAGAAAGGUGUACUUAGAGGUCGGCAGAACUGAUAGCUGUGGCCUAGUGAUUAGGGAGGUGGUCUUCAGAUCUGAGGGUUACAGGUUCAAAUCCCACCCUUACCAGAGAUUCUUUAAGUAUAGAGAUAUGCCAACAUAAUAGGUUUCUAUGGGCACCUAAUGUGACCAGGUUCCAG